AUGGAGGAAGUGAAGGCGCACUGCCGUGAUGCCGAGUUUUACGAUCUGCUUACAAGACCUGACCAAGCCCGCGACUUGAAAGUCGCCCAGCCGAUGCCGCUGCUGCCGCCCUCUUCAGUGCCAAGAGCGCCGACGACUUGCUUGAUCUCGGCGCCCACAUCAGCGGCGCCACAAGACAUUACCUCGAACAGGGCAUCUCAGGUGCCGGCUCCUAUAGGCCAACAGACGCUGCAGAAGAACUUGGGGCAGGAUCCGCGUGUCCGCUUGCACAACAAAGCACAGUGGUUCACGAGACAUCUUCCUGCGGCGGUGCAAGUUCCCGUCGGAUGCUGA
Messenger RNA from Symbiodinium sp. CCMP2592, 333 nucleotides. The record is from the annotation of a GenBank genome assembly. Lineage: Eukaryota; Dinophyceae; Suessiales; Symbiodiniaceae.